Molecule: messenger RNA, 1383 nt
Organism: Insectozyma verbasci
Lineage: Eukaryota; Fungi; Ascomycota; Pichiomycetes; Serinales; Debaryomycetaceae
Source: the annotation of a GenBank genome assembly
AUGGUUGCAAUUUCACAUAUUUCAAGUUUAUUAUUAGUUGGUCAAGAUCAAUAUAGAGGUUUAGGCUCACCACAACAAGCUGCAGUUGAUAACUACCUUAUUCCUAGAUUUCUUGGAGGUGCAAGUCCCUACACACAACAUCCUGGGUACGGUAUCAGUACAGAGACCCCUGAAGGUUGUACAGUUGAACAAGUCCAGUUAUUUGCUAGACAUGGGGCUAGAUAUCCAACCGAAUCCUCUCUGGGUGAGAUGCUCGCCGUUUUGGAGAAGAUUAGAGCUUUGAAUGUUACAAUUGAAGGUCCAUUAUCAUGGUUGAAUGAUUAUGAAUUUUUCGCACUUGAUGAACAAUAUUACGGUUUAGAAACAACCCCUCAAAAUUCAGUCGGUCCUUACAGUGGUUUAGAAGAUGCUUACAAUCUUGGUUUCAACUUCAGAUCAAAGUAUAAACAUUUAUAUGAAUCAGGUCAAGUCUUUCCAGUUUUUACUUCGAAUGGUGAAAGAGUUUACGAAACAGCUGAAAAUUUUGCCCGCGGCUUUUUAAAUGAAGAAUAUUCAAGCGAAACUGUUAAAUAUAAUAUCUUUGCUGAAGCAUUAGAAGCUGGUUUGAAUUCAGCAACUGUGUUAGAUGCUUGCCCAGCUUAUACUGAGGAUGAAUUUGAAGAAGCUAUUGCUCAAGUUGACACUACUUGGAUCAUCGAUUUAGGAAAAAGGUUAUUAGCCGCACAUCCUGAAAUUGAAUUAGAUGUUGACGAGGUUUUGAUUUUAUUUGAUUGGUGUUCAUAUGAAACUAAUGUUAGAGGUUCAUCUCAAAUGUGUAAUGUGUUUACAAGCGAAGAUUUCAUUAGAUACAAUUAUUAUGAUGAUAUUGAACAAUAUUAUACAGCAUCAUAUGGAAAUUCAAUGAGUAAAACAAUUGGUUCAGUUCCAGUAUUGGCAGGUCUUAAAUUGUUUAAAGAAAAGAAUAAUACUAAUAAGAUUUGGGUCCAAUUUACUCAUAGUACUGAUGUUGAUUUGUAUGCUGCUGCACUUGGACUUUUUGAACCAGAAGCACAUUUACCAUUGGACAGAAUCGUCUUCGACAGAUCUUAUUCACACGGUAACUUAGUCCCAAUGGGUGCGAGAUACACCGCAGAGCUCCUUCGUGAUUGUAAUGGUCAAAAAUACGUUAGACAUAUUGUAAAUGAUGCUGUUAUUCCAUUGAAAACUUGUUAUAGCGGUCCAGGUUUCUCAUGUCCACUUGAAGAUUAUGAAGCAUACCUUAUGGAAAGAUUAGGCGAUAAGAAUUUCAUUGAAGAAUGUGAAACUCCAGCUGAUGUACCUCAAGAAUUGACAUUUUUCUGGGAUUGGGAAACUACUGAAUACUGGGCUGAAUUAGAAGUUUAG